Cotesia glomerata is the source of this 5246-nucleotide messenger RNA. RefSeq lists its product as uncharacterized. The record is from RefSeq and is a predicted model, not a curated record. Gene Ontology annotation, biological process: regulation of transcription by RNA polymerase II. NCBI's taxonomy places the organism in Eukaryota, Metazoa, Arthropoda, Insecta, Hymenoptera, Braconidae. Gene Ontology annotation, molecular function: RNA polymerase II transcription regulatory region sequence-specific DNA binding; DNA-binding transcription factor activity, RNA polymerase II-specific. The transcript has 2 exons. Gene Ontology annotation, cellular component: nucleus. Bases 100 to 4857 code for a protein of 1585 amino acids.
AAAAAUUGUGGUAAAAGUAAUAACAAUGGUAAAAAAAUACUUUUUUAUAAUUUGAGACGCUGGAUAUAAUUUUGGCAGUUGAUCAAAAUUUAGAAAAUUAUGACUAAAAACAAUUCAAUCAAUAAAUUAGAUCGUAAUUAUGACCAAACAAAUGCAAUAUUACUUUCAAAUCAAAGAAAACGACGAUCAAAAAGCCAAGUAACCUCAAAUAAAACUCAAGACGCAUCAAUAAAAAACGGUAUUACGCCACGGAUUUCGACAAGACGAAAAAAAUUGUGUGAACCAUCAAAAUUGCCCGCUUCGACCGGCAAUCCACAAACUGUCAUAAACUUAUCAUCCACGGAAACAACAACUGACUCUACAAGUACUAUUUGUAAGGAAAAAUUUCUCGACAAAUUGGAUUUACACGUUAAGCCCAAGGUCAAAAUUUCAAAAUUUUUCACUUGUGAAUUUUGCGACGAGGACUUUUUAACUCGAAAUUAUUUAAAUUUGCACGUACUUCGGGCGCAUAAAGACAUAAUAACCUGCAAACAAAUAUCAAAAGUACGUAGCAAUUUAAAUAAAACAAAAUCAACAUUACGCGAAGUUCAUCGUUAUGUUUCUUUAAGUCAGCGUUACGAAACAAAAAAUACCCAACUGAGCAAAUUCAACACCCGAUUCGUCUCAAAAGUUUCAGAGGAACGCAAGCGACGUAGGAAGUUGUUCCGAAAACAAAUUCAAGUUAAUAAAUCCCAAAAUAAAUCAACUGAAUCAAGUACAAAAAUGUCUGAAGUUGAAGAUAAAAGUAACCUGCAAGUGCCGACGUCUACUGUUGAGAUUGAUGAGUCUUCAAAGGACAAUACAGCUGACAGUCCAAUGUCAACAUCAGAUAUCAACGAGUAUAAAUCCGAAAGUAAGCGUUUGAUUAAUAAAUUCAAGGAAUUUGUACGAUCAAAUGGUGACGUAAUUAGUUUAUCUACUACAAAACAAAAAAAUGAUUCUAAUGAAAUUCUAUCUCUGCUAUCUGAUGAUAGUCAGACUUCUAAAUCGCCCGAUAGAGAGUCUAGACAGCGUAAAGUCGGCGAUAAUUCAAUAGGAUUAAAAUCUCCGGACAAUGUUUCAAAAUCACCAACAGCGACUCGUCCUAGACCUGAGAAACCCAAAACGUACAACAGAAAAAAGAGUCCGAAGGCUAAUAAAAAAAAUACAAAGGAUCAUGGGUAUUGCGAUUCGUGUACCAGGUCAUUUGCCAAACUGGAUACCCAUUACCAAAGUGACAUUUAUGGAACUAGGAAGAUAAAAUGCGAAUUUUGCAGUAAUAAAUUUGUGUCUGUCAAUGGAUUGUUUCGGCAUGUUGCGCUUUAUCAUUUGAACUGUACUUGUAUAAGAAAUAAAUGUCGUUGGUACGAUCCAUUUACUGCUGACAUUAACCAACUUAGCUCAGCUGCUGUGAAUAAAAAUUAUCACUGUAAUUAUUGCUCCAAGGACUACGAUGACUACAAAAAGUACUAUUUUCACUACCACAGUUUCCAUGAACUCGAGCCGGUUUCAGAUGAACUGGUUGAAAAGACGCCAAAGUAUCUGAUGGAUAUAGACAAUACUGUUAUAAUUAAAUCCUGGGUACCCAGUGCUUGCAAGACUAAUUUCUUUGGUAAAAAAUUAAACAGCGGUGAGUGUGAUGAAGAUUAUGAUAACGACACUGGAGAUUUCUCGCCGCUAGUUUGUCAAAAAUGCGGGGAAUUUUAUUUUAACAACAAGGAGUAUAUGAUUCACUUGGACAAUUGCUAUUAUCAGCUUGACUUGGCACCAGUUACGCCAUUUACUGAGUACCCUAAAGAGUCUAGAGCAGUUGAAGAGCUCAGAGAGUCUAGUCUUAAACCAGAAUCAAAUCAAGAUCGAGGAGUUGACGUCACAGUGAAGCCCAAUAUUAAAUUGCAAUUCUUCCCUCAAGAUAUUAAAGCUAAACCAAGGAAUCCCAGGAAAUUAGACGCUAAUUAUGAAUUAUUACGCAGAACUUGUCGUCGGUGUAAUAAAGCUUUCGCUACUGUCAAAGAGCUUAGUAUACAUUACCAAGAUACUCAUGGAAAUAGUGCGAAUAAUAAUAAUAAUGCUAAUAAUAAAAAUAACAAUAAUAAUAACGCUGGUGCAAAAGCAAAGGGUACCGAAAAAGAUAAUCCAGACAGUUAUAUUACAAAAACUAAAAAAGACUACGACGAUGAAAAUAAUAUUACUUAUUACAAUUAUAAAAAUACACCGUGGUAUGGACACAAUGUUCGUCAUAAAUGGCAAUGUGUUCAUUGUAAAUUAUCAUUCAAAAUAUUCCGCGCUUUCAGCAAUCAUUUAUUCUUUGAACACAAUGAUGAAUCGUUGAUACACAUUUGUGAAAAUUGCCAUGAAAUUUUGACUAAUUUGGACCAAAUUAAUAAACAUUUGUGUGUGAAUGUUACUUCCUGGACUUGUAAAUUGUGUGACUUGAAAUUCGAAUCAGGAUUUGAGUUCCGGAAUCACAAUACCCAAAAGCAUUAUGAACUUUUUGAGCCAAGUGUCUGCUUGGCUUGUGGUAAAAAAUUUUUGACUCAUUAUAUGUUAAUGAGACAUAUGAAAAAUAAGAAAUGCUCAUCAGAGAAAGCGAUCGAUGAACUAAUCAAUACAUACACCAAAAAAAGCAAGAAAAAUGAUUCUUCUGCUCCUCAAAAGACUCCGGCUGAAAAGAAGAAAGAAAACAAGGAAGAUGCUGAUGAUGAUUGUAUCAUUAUUCUCGAUGAGACUGGUGAUAAAGUAGAAUCAAGUGAGAUUGAGAAAAAUGUUGAAGGUGUGGCUGAUGGAGUUUUUGAAUUAGUUGAUUGCUCUGGGGACAAUUUUGUAUCCGAAUUGGAGUCAGAUGUAGAUUCGAGAAAGACUGAUGUACUUGCUACGGCUAAUGUAGCGGAAGAAAAGACAGAUGUGGUUAUUGAUAACAUAGAAGAGACAAAGAAACAAGUACCAGAUACUGAACGUGAAUCUGUGAAAGAAUCAAUGGAAGAAACUACGAAUGACGAAGAUACUGUUGCUGAAGAAGAAGGUUUUGAUGACGCGUCCAUGGAUGAUGACUCUCCAAUAGAAGACACUAAUGAUGAGGAUUCGGAUGAUGGAUCUGAAGAUGAUGACGAUGAGGAUGAUGAAGACUUGGAUGACGAAGAUCUCGAUGACGAAGAGCUUGAUGACGAGGAAUUCGAUGAUGAUGAAUCAGUAGAUGCCUUAGACAGUGAUGAUUUGAAGAAAAGUGAAGAUAAUUAUAAUGAGUUGGUUAAAAUUAAUGAUGAUUGCACCAAAAUUGUUGAUUUGAAUGAAGACACCUAUGAUGAAUUGGAAGGAAUAAAAAAUUACGUAUUAGAGAAUAAUAAAAACUUGCCGGAUUCAGCGAGUAGUAAACGGAAGAUAACUGAUGAAUCUCUGACAACUAAGAGGAAAAAAUUAUUAGAUAUUCACGAUACUUUUGUUGCUCAAGCUGAUCAGUUGAAUGAUCAGGGAAAAAUAAAAAUCAAGGAAAAUGUAAAUAGAUCCGCUGAAACAUCACGUAAAUCUCCGGGUCAAGUCAAUCGUUGUAGCAUGUGUAAAUUACAAUUUCCAUCGAUGACCUUGUUGAGCAACCAUUUCAACCGGAGUCAUACCUCUGCUGUUGAAAUAUGCCAGCUUUGUUACAAAAUGUACAUCACGGGUAAUCUAGUGAAGCACAUGGUUAAAGAUCAUUUCAGAUCGGACACUGACCUGGCUGAUGCACUAGUAAUUACGAAGGACGAAAUAAGUAUCGAAAGAGAUACUAGAGACUUUAUCAGCAUAGUUGGGAAGGUUCAUUUACUAGCGCUCUGUAAGUAUCAAGAACCACCGCAAGCCAGCAGUGAAGAGUCGGUUGAUUGCUCAGACUGUUCGCUGACGUUUGAAAAUUCUGACAAAUAUCGGAUACACAAUGUCGAGGUUCACGAUAAAUUCUGCGCGCUUUGUAUCGUAAAGUUUCGCAAUGGUCAAGAAGCGGCUAAACACAAGUUGGAUGUCCACGGCUCGACGGCCUGCUACGUCUGGUUCGCGAGUAAGAUGAUAAAUGCCAUUGGUGAUACUGAUACUUUCAAAGAAGCUGUUGGGUUGAAGGCUAAAAAACGUAAACCCAAAAAUUCUGAUGAAGGUAAUAGUCACAAAAAUGAGAAUAGGAGUGUAAGUAAUAGUAGGAAUGUUAAUAUGAAUAUGCGUAGUAAUAUUAAUAUUGACGAUAAAGUUAAUGUCAAUAUGAUUAAUAAUAUGAGUGUAACGCAAGAGAGAAUGACACUCAAGGAUAAAAUUUUGGAUAUUUUACGGAAAUCCCAGCCCACGUUGGACCGACUCAAUUCACAGAUUCAGACAACUCGUACCCAACCGGAUGACAAGCAGAUCAACAAACCUCAAGCUGUUCGCCAGUAUGGAAAAGGAAGCAAUUUAGAAGAGGCGUUAAACAAUGAUUUAAAUGUAGACAAGCCCCAGAUGAUGAUUAAAACUCCAGUGAGAACUGAUAAAUCAACAAAAUUAAAUAUAACUCCACCGAAAAUCGACUCUUAUCAAUCACCGGCGUUUAAUCAAGUUGCAAUAAAAAAUAAAAAAGUUGAAUCAUCUACUGCAAGUCAAGGAUAUGAAGCCAGUGAUAACGAAUCGAUAAUUAUAACUUGUGGUUUUUUGAAAAAAGAUGAUGGUCAGGAUGGUAGUUAUGAUAGUAAUGAAGAUGAAAAACAGUUUCUUAUAGUGGUUAAAAGAAACGAUCUUAAAAAAUAUAGAAAUAAUUUACAUGAGUUAGCAGCACAGUUUGUCGCAUCUACGAACAUGUCUACGGAAGAAAUGGUUCGCUUAUUAAAAGCAGAAUUGGACAAUAUAUAAAAUGUAUAUUAUUGAAGUAUUUUUAAAGACAAUGUCUAACAAUGUUUAAUUGUUACUUUUUUAAGUGAUGAUAAUCUUUUUUAUGUUUAAAUGAAUUUUUCUUCACGACACUUAUUCAAUCUAUCUCAUUAUUUUAAUGACACAUUAAAUGUUUUGUGUCGAUAGAGUUUGAAUAAAAAUUAUUUCGAAAAGAUUUAUUUUACUUUUAUAAAUAACGUAAAUGAUUAUAUUUUUAAGUAGUUGUAAUUAUUGGAAAAUUUGAUAAUUACUGUUGUAAGAGUCUGUAUAAGAGAGAAAUGUUUGGCAAAAAUAUUUGUUCACUCACCAUCGGAACAUGUAGAUUAUUUGAUACUUUCUGAAACAAAAAUAAAAAUUAAUUUUUAUAUUAA